Messenger RNA from Monomorium pharaonis (pharaoh ant), 1831 nucleotides. RefSeq names its product COP9 signalosome complex subunit 4 (gene CSN4). Gene Ontology annotation, cellular component: COP9 signalosome; cytosol. Bases 138 to 1373 code for a protein of 411 amino acids. Lineage: Eukaryota; Metazoa; Arthropoda; Insecta; Hymenoptera; Formicidae. The record is from RefSeq and is a predicted model, not a curated record. The transcript has 8 exons.
GCAGUUCCCGAAACGCGAGCAAUGCGAGCAUGUCCGCGAACAUCUCUCGAGCUCGGGCCUCUCUUUAGCACAGAAGUCGGUAGCAGCAGCAUCAGCAGCAGCAGCAGCAGUGGCAAGUAAAAUUAUCGCGAGAGAAGAUGAUAGUGACGGUGGCUUCGGUGCGUCAACAGCUCAGUAAUUUGGCGCAUUCCGGCGGCUCCCACAAAGAUCAAGCCGAGAAAUACCGCUCUACUCUAGAUACGAUAUUAUGUUCUUCCGGCGAGGAGCAAGUCGAUGCCCUGAAGACGUUUAUCGAAGCAAUUGUGAACGAAAAUGUAAGCUUGGUAAUCUCAAGACAAGUAUUGACCGAUGUCAGCAGCCGUUUAUUGUUUUUACCUGAUGAAAUAUCAAAGGCUGUUUCACAUUAUACACUGGACAAGGUUCAACCACGUGUAAUCUCGUUUGAAGAACAAGUAGCUAGCAUAAGGCAACAUUUAGCUGAUAUUUAUGAACGUAAUCAGAACUGGCGAGAAGCUGCAAACGUUUUAGUUGGAAUACCACUGGAAACAGGACAAAAGCAGUAUACAAUUGAUUACAAACUCGAGACUUAUCUCAAAAUUGCUAGAUUAUACUUGGAAGACGAUGAUCCAGUACAAGCUGAAGCAUUCAUCAAUCGUGCGUCACUUUUACAGGCUGAGUCUAAAAAUGAACAGUUACAAAUUUAUUAUAAAGUGUGCUAUGCAAGAGUACUAGAUUAUAGAAGAAAGUUUAUAGAAGCAGCUCAGAGGUACAAUGAAUUAUCAUAUAGGUCCAUCAUUCAUGAAGAUGAACGCAUGACUGCUCUUAGAAAUGCAUUGAUUUGCACAGUAUUGGCUUCUGCAGGACAACAGAGAAGUCGGAUGUUGGCUACAUUGUUCAAAGACGAACGCUGCCAACAACUUCCCGCUUAUUCAAUUCUCGAAAAAAUGUAUUUGGAUCGUAUUAUUCGACGUUCUGAGUUGCAAGAAUUUGAAGCGUUGUUGCAACCCCAUCAGAAAGCAUGUACCAUCGACGGAUUAGGCUCUACUAUACUAGAUCGUGCCGUUAUCGAGCAUAAUUUAUUGUCUGCUAGUAAAUUGUACAACAAUAUCUCGUUUGAAGAAUUAGGCGCAUUGUUGGAUAUUCCUCCUACUAAAGCGGAAAAAAUUGCCAGCCAAAUGAUUACCGAAAGCAGAAUGAAUGGCUAUAUAGAUCAAAUCGAUUCCAUAGUACAUUUUGAAACACGUGAGACUUUACCUACAUGGGACAAACAGAUACAAUCGCUAUGUUAUCAAGUGAAUCAAAUAAUCGAAAAAAUAGCUCAAACGGAGCCAGAAUGGAUCGCAAAAGCAAUGGAUGAUCAGAUGGUGCAUUAAUAUAGAUUUUGUUUAAUGGAGAAAUGUCAAAUAUGGAAUACGGGAAUCAUUUACAAUAUGUACACGACACAGUCAGCCAAAAUAGUGAAUAUUUAUAUAGCUCAUCGUUGAGACACAAAUAUCAUCCAAAUUCCAUGCACGCUCACUUGAUUAUUUUUCCACAAAAUUUUCCGGGAAUAUAUACGCAUUGUUUUUAGAAUUUACAGUAAUAUUGCGUACCUAAACUGUGUUAAAUUGGCAUUACAUCCUUUUAAUGUUUUGCAAUACCAAUUUCACCAUUUCGCAAUGCUCAUUAAAAAAUGUAACAAAAAAAUUAAUCAUAAUUUUACCAUACAAAUGAAUUCAAAUUUACUAAAAAAAAUGUUUAACUGUUUAUUUGCAGUUGAUUUAAAUAAGAUCAUUGUAGAUGAGAAAAACAAUGUAAGUUCUUCUUGUAAAUAAAUCACAUUCGUACUUCG